Messenger RNA from Grammomys surdaster, 1518 nucleotides. Its product is annotated as tolloid-like protein 1. Gene Ontology annotation, molecular function: metalloendopeptidase activity; calcium ion binding. The transcript has 9 exons. The annotation marks the transcript as partial. The record is from RefSeq and is a predicted model, not a curated record. Lineage: Eukaryota; Metazoa; Chordata; Mammalia; Rodentia; Muridae.
AUCGAAAGACAUGACAGCUGUGCCUAUGAUCACCUAGAAGUUCGGGAUGGAGCCAGUGAGAACAGUCCAUUGAUAGGACGCUUCUGCGGUUAUGACAAGCCUGAAGAUAUAAGAUCUACUUCCAACACCCUGUGGAUGAAGUUUGUCUCUGAUGGCACUGUGAACAAGGCAGGGUUUGCUGCUAACUUUUUUAAAGAAGAAGAUGAGUGUGCUAAACCUGACCGAGGAGGCUGUGAGCAGAGGUGUCUUAACACACUAGGCAGCUACCAGUGUGCCUGUGAGCCUGGCUAUGAACUGGGGCCAGACCGAAGAAGCUGUGAAGCUGCUUGUGGGGGACUUAUUACAAAGCUCAAUGGCACCAUAACCACCCCCGGCUGGCCCAAAGAGUACCCUCCAAACAAGAACUGUGUGUGGCAAGUGAUUGCUCCAAGCCAGUACAGAAUCUCGGUGAAGUUUGAGUUUUUUGAGUUGGAAGGCAAUGAAGUUUGCAAAUACGAUUAUGUGGAGAUCUGGAGCGGUCUUUCCUCUGACUCUAAACUGCAUGGCAAGUUCUGUGGCACUGACGUACCUGAAGUGAUCACUUCCCAUUUCAACAACAUGAGGAUUGAAUUCAGAUCGGACAACACGGUAUCCAAGAAGGGCUUCAAAGCACAUUUCUUCUCAGAUAAGGAUGAGUGUUCAAAGGAUAACGGUGGCUGUCAGCAUGAGUGUGUCAACACAAUGGGAAGCUACACGUGUCAGUGCCGGAAUGGAUUCGUGUUGCAUGAGAACAAGCAUGAUUGCAAGGAAGCUGAGUGUGAACAGAAGAUCCACAGCCCAAGUGGCCUCAUCACCAGUCCCAACUGGCCAGACAAAUAUCCAAGCAGGAAAGAGUGCACCUGGGCAAUCAGUGCUAUUCCUGGCCACCGCAUCAAAUUAGCCUUCAAUGAGUUUGAGGUUGAACAACAUCAAGAAUGUGCAUAUGAUCACUUGGAAAUUUUUGAUGGAGAAACAGAGAAGUCACCAAUCCUUGGCCGACUCUGUGGCAGCAAAAUACCAGAUCCCCUCAUGGCUACUGGGAAUGAAAUGUUUAUUCGGUUUAUUUCUGAUGCCUCUGUUCAAAGAAAAGGCUUUCAAGCUACUCAUUCCACAGAAUGUGGUGGUCGAUUGAAAGCAGAGCCAAAGCCUAAAGACCUGUACUCUCAUGCUCAGUUUGGAGAUAAUAACUACCCAGGACAACUGGACUGUGAAUGGUUGUUGGUGUCAGAACGAGGCUCUCGACUUGAAUUGUCCUUCCAGACUUUUGAAGUAGAAGAAGAAGCCGACUGUGGCUAUGACUAUGUUGAAGUCUUUGAUGGUCUCAACUCAAAAGCUAUGGGUCUUGGUAGAUUCUGUGGAUCAGGGCCACCAGAAGAGAUCUAUUCAAUUGGAGAUGUGGCUUUAAUUCAUUUUCACACAGAUGACACUAUCAACAAGAAAGGAUUUUAUAUAAGAUAUAAAAGUAUAAGAUACCCGGAAACCAUGCAUGCUGAGAACUAA